AUGGUAGUGGUUGAGGUGGCAGCCAUGGUGGCAGCGCCGCCUCACAGUGCGGCGGAGAAGUUUACUCUCCGGAACCUGUCGCGCCUCACCGGUGACUUCGCGGAGGAGAAGAAGAUAGGGAGCGGCAGCUUCGGGUCGGUGUACAGCGCCAAGCUCCUCGACGGGCGCGAGUUCGCCAUCAAGCGUGCCGAGCGUGGCUUCUGCGAGGAGCACGGCGAGCGCAUCCUGGUAUUCAAGUUCAUGCCCCACGAUGCGCUCCAGGACCACCUCCAUGGCGGUGCCACCAACGGCUCACUGCUGUUCGCAUCGUGGGAGGCGCGGCUCCGGGUGGCGCUGGACGCGGCGCGCGACGUGGAGUACCUGCAUUGCUACGCCGUGCCGGCCAUCAUCCACCGUGAUGUGAAGCCGUCCAACAUCCUCCUCGACGACGACUGGACAGUCAAGGUCUCCGACUUCGGCCUCUCCCUUGCCAGUGGCGGCGCGGUGGCGGUCGCCGUCGCCUCGUCCUCCGUCACCGCCGGCACCAUCGGGUACAUCGACCCAGAGUACUACCCGAGCGGAGCGACGUGUGGCCUAGUCCGUCCUUUGCAUGGUGGUGUUGGUAGCCACGCAGCAGGUUUGCGGCGGCGAGCCGCUGACGGCCAUGGCGAGCAGCUCCUCUGCUGCACUUCGCAGUGCGGCGGUGGUCGCGGUAGCACUCGCUCCUGCGGCGUGGUCCUAGACCGGGCCCUGUUCUGUCCUUUUCGUCCGGUGGCAGCGCGUCUCGGCCUGGUCGACGACGCGCAGCGGCUCUUCAGCGCCACCGAUGCGCUGGACGGCGGCCUCGUCACGUGGAACACCAUGGUUAGCCCUCGGGUUCAGAGCGGCCACUUUGACGAGGUUGUCGAGGUGCUCUACGAUAUGACGUGGAACACCAUGAUAUGCCUUUAUGGCUCGGCCCAAAAGCUUGUCCUCACCAAGCCCAAUUAUCUUUUCAGGCCCAUCUGGUUACGGCUUACAAUGUGA
This is a messenger RNA of Setaria italica (foxtail millet), 1005 nucleotides long. RefSeq names its product putative serine/threonine-protein kinase-like protein CCR3. Gene Ontology annotation, molecular function: protein serine/threonine kinase activity; ATP binding. NCBI's taxonomy places the organism in Eukaryota, Viridiplantae, Streptophyta, Magnoliopsida, Poales, Poaceae. The record is from RefSeq and is a predicted model, not a curated record. The transcript has 3 exons. Gene Ontology annotation, biological process: protein phosphorylation. Bases 1 to 1005 code for a protein of 334 amino acids.